CCGCCCGUUACAAAUUCGCGCGAACGGAGUACGUGGGUACUGCAACUGCUCCUCUGUCUCUCUUUCUCUCUCUCUCUCUCUGAAAUGAGCGUCGAAAGGCAGGGUUCAUGUGUAGCAAUAAGGAUUCUCUCUCAUUCUUCUCUCUCUAGGUGCGGACAUGGUUCAGGGUCCUCAGCUAUAACUAGUGGAACACCAGCAUGGCUUGGGAGGGGUCUUUCUUGUGUGUGCAUUCAACGCAAGGGAACUUAUGAGCGAAUUUGUGCCACUUUGACUCCAAUACAGGAAGAAAGAUUGCGGCGCUUGAAAAAUCGCAUGAAGGUUGACUUUGAUUCUUCAAGGCCUGAUCACCAGGAAGCUUUGAGGGCUCUGUGGAAUGCUACUUACCCUGAAACAAAGCUUCAAGGUCUAAUAUCUGAACAAUGGAAGGAAAUGGGAUGGCAAGGAAGAGAUCCAUCAACUGACUUUAGGGGAGCUGGCUUUAUUUCUUUGGAGAACUUACUCUUCUUUGCAAAAACAUUUUCCACUUCGUUCCAGCGACUACUGAAGAAGCAGAGAGGGAAAAGAGCCACUUGGGAGUACCCAUUUGCUGUAGCUGGUGUAAACAUUACCUUCAUGAUCAUGCAGAUGUUAGAUCUACAUUCCCCGAAACCCAGCACAUUGAUUGGGACAAUCUUCAUGCAGAUGCUCUCAGAAUAUGAGUGGGCCUUUGACUUGCUUUACUGUGUGGCUUUCAUGGUUAUGGAUGAACAAUGGCUUGCCAGGAAUGCCUCCUACAUGGAUUUCAAUGAUGUGCUAAAAUCUACACGGUCUCAGCUAGAGCGCGAAUUUCUUUUGGACGAUGUGCUGCGAAUUGAGGACAUGCCCUCGUACAGCCUUCUCUCUUAGCAAUCUCCCUCUCUCUCUCUCUCUCUCUCACUCUGGGCAAUGUGCUGCAGAAUGAGGACAUGCCUUCGUACAGCCUGCUGUCUCUCUCUCUCUUUCUCUCUCUCCAGUUUUGUUGUAAAUAGAUUAAUAUCUCUAAUUGAUUUUAUUGCCGGCCGUGAGCUAGGGCUAUGACAGCACCAAUUUUCAAGCAUCAUUGUCCAUUUUA
This is a messenger RNA of Amborella trichopoda, 1090 nucleotides long. RefSeq names its product ELMO/CED-12 family protein. Lineage: Eukaryota; Viridiplantae; Streptophyta; Magnoliopsida; Amborellales; Amborellaceae. The record is from RefSeq and is a predicted model, not a curated record.